AAUUACUCAUUUUUUCCUUCUCCUUUUGAUGAAAACAUACAAAAAUAACAAUUACUCCUUUACUCCGUAAACAAUAAACCAAAGCUUCCCUCUUCAACACUCACACUCUAUCCAAACAUUAUGCAAACAAAAGAGAAGGCCAUGGAGGCCGAGAUCAACAAUCACCAACCACUUAACGUGGAGCAGAAAACGACGGCCAAGAGUUACUCGCGGAGACGAUGUCUGAUCACCGUUUGCGGAACAAUCAUACUUCUAAUAUUGAUUCUGUCCAUAAUCCUCCUCGUCCUCGCCUUGACUGUUUUCAAGCCAAAAGACCCGAAAACCGAGAUUAUCUCGGCCGCCCUCGACGGCAUCUCUCCCAGCGUGACGCUCCCCGCGGUGAGAAUCGAGCUCAACGUGACGCUCGACCUCAAGAUCCUCGUCCGGAACCGGAACCACGCCAGCUUCCGCCACGGCACGGGCAAGAGUGUGCUGCUCUACAGGGGGAAGCAGGUUGGAGAAGUUGAUAUUGCCCCGGGAAACAUUCCCGCGAGGGGGUCCGCCACGCUUCCUUGCCGGCUGACCAUCGAGGUCGACAAGCUCGGGUCGGAGAUUGCUGGCUUGAUCGGCGACGUUCUAGCCGGAGAGUUGAUGGUGGAGACGCAGACGAGGAUUCCGGGAAGGCUUACCUUCCUUGGAUUCAUCAAGAAGCAUGCUGUUGCUGUGUCUGUGUGCCAGUUUACUAUCAGUGUUAGAGAAUUCAAGGUUCAGAGUCAGCUUUGCAAGAGCAAAGCCAAGAUUUGAGAGAGAUUUUGGGACUUCUUCUUAAAGACUUUAUAAAAUCUGCAUACUGAGGAUUCUUGGUUUGGCUAUGUUACAGUCCAUGUGUUAUAUACAUAUAUAUAUAUAGAGAGAGAGAGAGAGAGAGAUAUACAUAGAGAGAGAGAGAGCUUUCUUGUUGUGGAAAAGGAGUGGAUAUUGAAUGCCUGUAGAUUAACCAAAUCUUGCCAUGGGGAGAUUGUUUGCAGUCACA
Molecule: messenger RNA, 1012 nt
Organism: Morus notabilis
Lineage: Eukaryota; Viridiplantae; Streptophyta; Magnoliopsida; Rosales; Moraceae
Exons: 1
Coding region: 121-783 (220 amino acids)
Source: RefSeq, a predicted model, not a curated record